AUGGAUAUAGAUCCGCAGCGGAAAGAAGAUCUUGACUGGCCAAAGCGAUGGAACAUCAUACUUGGAGUAGAUGGUAGACUUUUAUACUUACACCAAGAUUCUCAAUUGCAAAUCAUUCUUUGGGAUAUCAAAGCAAGCAAUAUUUUUCUUGAUGAGAAAAUUCAACCAAAGAUAUCAGAUUUUGGUUUAGCUAGGUUGUUUCAAUUUGAGGAGACUCGUGUCAAUACAAUUAUUGCAGGGACACUUGGCUAUAUGACACUUAAGUAUGCUCUAGGUGGUCAAUUAUCUAUUAAAGCAGAUGUUUACAGUUUUGGUGUUGUCAUUUUAGAAAUUGUGUGGAAGAAAGAACUCUAA
This is a messenger RNA of Cryptomeria japonica (Japanese cedar), 354 nucleotides long. Its product is annotated as cysteine-rich receptor-like protein kinase 43. Bases 1 to 354 code for a protein of 117 amino acids. Gene Ontology annotation, biological process: protein phosphorylation. Gene Ontology annotation, molecular function: ATP binding; protein kinase activity. The transcript has 2 exons. The record is from RefSeq and is a predicted model, not a curated record. NCBI's taxonomy places the organism in Eukaryota, Viridiplantae, Streptophyta, Pinopsida, Cupressales, Cupressaceae.